Molecule: messenger RNA, 4105 nt
Organism: Lagopus leucura (white-tailed ptarmigan)
Lineage: Eukaryota; Metazoa; Chordata; Aves; Galliformes; Phasianidae
Gene: ERCC6L
Product: ERCC excision repair 6 like, spindle assembly checkpoint helicase
Exons: 1
Coding region: 105-3803 (1232 amino acids)
Molecular function (GO): ATP-dependent chromatin remodeler activity; DNA translocase activity; ATP binding
Source: RefSeq, a predicted model, not a curated record
UGAUCGACGCCAAGGAGGCAGCGGGCAGUGGGGACCUGGAGCUGGCCCUGCAGCUGUUCCGGCAGGCGGCCGCCAUCCGCCCCAGUGAGAAGCUACAGGGCCGCAUGCAACGACUGGAGGCAGCGUUGGCAGAGCUAGCGGCCACGGCAGAGGAGGAAGACGAUGAUGGCAACUUUGUGGAUGUGUGCGGCAGCGGCCUGCUGCUCUAUGGGGAGAUGCACGGGAAGCUCUUCCAGCACCAGCGGGAGGGAGUUGCCUUCCUGUACCGCCUGCACCGGGAGGGUCGACCUGGAGGGAUCCUGGCUGAUGAUAUGGGCCUGGGGAAGACCAUCCAGAUCAUCGCCUUCCUCUCAGGCAUGUUUGACAGUGAGCUCAUCCGGCACGUCCUGCUCAUCAUGCCCACCACCCUGAUCAGCAGCUGGCUGGCUGAGUUUGCUCGCUGGACCCCUGGUCUGCGUGUCAAGGAGUUCCAUGGCACGAGCAAGACAGAGCGCACCAGGAACCUGGAGAAGAUCCAGAGGAAGAAUGGCAUUGUCAUCACAAGCUACCAGAUGCUCGUUAACAACUGGAAGCAACUUGCCAGCUGCCACGGGCAGGACUUUAUCUGGGACUACAUCAUCCUUGACGAAGCACACAAAAUCAAGUGCCCGUCUAACAAAACAACAAAGUGUGUGUAUGCAAUUCCUGCCAAGCAUCGUCUCCUCCUCACAGGCACGCCGCUGCAGAACAACCUGCAGGAAAUGUGGUCCUUGUUUGACUUUGCAUGCCAGGGUUCUCUCUUAGGAACAGCCAAAACGUUUAGAAUGGAGUACGAAAAUCCUAUUACUAGGGCCAGGGAGAAGGAUGCAACUGCAGGCGAGAAAGCGCUGGGACUUAAGAUAUCUGAGAACCUAAUGACAAUUAUAAAGCCAUAUUUCCUCAGAAGGACUAAAGAUGAUAUUAAAAAAAAUCACGCUGAGAAAUCAGACACUCCUCUUCCUGAGGAUCCACGUGAGCCUAGUGCCCCUGUCAUGCCAUCUCUUACUAGGAAAAAUGACUUUGUUGUGUGGGUGUACUUGGCACCAGUGCAGGAAAAAAUCUACAGGAACUUUCUCUGUCUAGAUCACGUGAAAGAAUUGCUGACAACAACCCGAUCACCUUUGGCUGAGCUGACUGUCCUGAAGAAGCUGUGUGACCAUCCCAGGCUUCUGUCUGCAAGAGCAUGUACCCAGCUGGACUUAGAUGGACAGGAGCACUUGGAGCAGGAUCACGGGAGUGAAGCAGCUGUACUUUCAGGUGCCAACAAAAUAGAUCAUCUGUCUGAUGAGACCCUGAUCCAGGAGUCUGGGAAAAUGCUAUUUCUUUUAGGACUCUUAGAGAGACUGCGGGAGGAGGGGCACCGAACGCUGGUGUUCUCGCAGUCGAGGAAAAUGCUGGAUAUCAUCGAGCGAGUUUUGUCUAGCAGACGAUUUAAGAUCAUGCGCAUUGAUGGAACAGUGAGCCACCUAACAGAACGGGAGAAGCGCAUCAGUGCCUUCCAGAGUAACAGAGACUACUCUGUGUUUCUGCUGACGACACAGGUUGGUGGCGUUGGUAUCACCUUAACAGCAGCCAACCGAGUGGUGAUCUUUGAUCCCAGCUGGAAUCCAGCUACAGAUGCUCAGGCUGUAGAUAGAGCUUAUAGGAUUGGGCAGAAAGAGAACGUGGUGAUUUACAGGCUAAUUACCUGUGGUACAGUGGAAGAGAAAAUAUAUAGGCGGCAAGUAUUUAAGGAUUCAUUAAUAAGACAGACUACAGGUGACAAAAAGAACCCAUUCAGGUAUUUCUCCAAACAGGAACUAAGGGAGCUUUUCACAUUAGAAGAUACACGAACAUCCACAACUCAGAUCCAGCUGCAGUCUUUGCAUGCCACCCAAAGACAGACCGAUGUGCAGCUGGAUGAGCACAUUGCUUAUUUGCACUCUCUGGAAAUGUUUGGCAUAUCCGAUCAUGACUUAAUAUUUACAAGGGAAGUGACCCACGAGGAGCAGGCUGAGAGUGAGGAAGCCCAUCAGUACAUCCGACAGAGGGUGCAGAAGGCCCACGAACUGGUUCAGUUAGAGUCUCAGCUUAGAGAUGUGAGGAUGGAAGGGAUCCGAAAUGCUGCUGAGGAGACGUGGUCAAGACCACCAGAACUGGCUUCCCAGUCAAAGAAGAGAUCUCCUGGGUUGAACAAUAUCAAUAACUUUGUUUCACCGCCAGCAGCUGACAAAGGUGAAAAUGACAAAGUUAUUGAUCUUACAGAGGACAUGGAAGUCCAGGUUCUUGAUGUCAGCUCUAAGAUGACAAAUCUGACUAUUGAGUUAGGUGAAGAGAAACUGGCACAAGAGACAUCUGGUAUGGACUUAGAGCUAGUUACUAGCAGCAAGAAAAUGGAACAGCCCAAUAUACAAGAAUCUGAACAAAAUCUGGACUUGAACAGUGUACCACUAUCACCUGGACUUGGUCCACUUGAUAAAGAGACUCAAAUUCUUAAACAGAAACGAUGUUCUCUUUAUCACAUAAAUUCUGAUAGCUUGACUGAGGCUGGGAAUGGCCUGUCUGAGCCUUCUCAGCAUUCUUCUAACCAAUCUGCUAUGGCUGAUGAUCUCAAAAGGUUACGAGAUACAGAAAUGGCAGAUCAGGCACUUGACUCAUUUGCUGUCUCAGACACAGAGAAGAAUGAUGUUUCUGAGCUAGCUUUGUCUGCCCCACCACCAGAUUUAUCAGAUGUUUUACCAGAAGUCCAUGCUGAGGUCCAGAAGUAUCAUGUGGUGGAAACCAGUUUGGAGGAUAUGUCUGUGCCUUCUCUCCAGGAUCAAGUUGACUUCAAUCUGGUCCUGGAAGAGUCUGAAGGUGGAUUGCAGGAUGCCUCAAAUGGGGAGAGAUCAAUGGAGCACCCAGAAGAUGAGGGCUUCCAACUAAAAGCAGAAAGUCUGUGUAAAUCACCAGCAAAAACCUGCUUAAGUGAGAAUGGCAACUCUGGAAACCCCUGUCACACAGCUGAAGAAGAUCCAAAUAAUUCUUUGCAAGGGAGCAAAGCGUCAGAGGAAGGCAGCGCCAUCCUCGUUUCAGGUAGAAAGAAGCACAAGAGAAGGAUUGUUUCAGAUAGUGAGGACGAGGACUGUUUUGCUAUAAACCUGGAGGAAGAGCAGUUUGAUAAAAGGUCCUCUCCCCUGAACAGCCCUCUGCAUCAAUUUAUAGAAGGAAUUAGUGCAUCUACUCCUAAGGAUGACAGAAGUAUAGCAAAAGCCAUCUUUUCUCCCAAAUUAACUAACAGCAGUAACAGGUCUACAGCUUCCAGGAGAUCUCUCAUCAACAAGGUGGUGGAUGAAGUUGAGGAUAUUGGUGAAAUCAUGGGAAGCACAGAUGAAGAAGAAAACAGCGAUGAGGAGCAAGAAGGCUUUGCAGAAGAAGCAGCAGAAGAGUGUAGUGGGGAGUCUGCUGAGCCUGAAGAAGAACCUGCUGGAGAAACACUUAAUUCAACUGGAGAGUCCUUCCGUACAGAGGGUACGCAGUCUGAAGAUGAGACCAACUCAUCUCAGGAGGAAUCCACUGGUGAUGCAGAGCUUCAGUCAGGUGAGCAGCUGGAGUACUGCACCCAGGAAAGCGUCCCUGUCGAUCAGAGUUUCUGUGCCCCCUCAGGUAAUUACAGUACCUUGGUGGACAGAGGGAAGAACCUGAAGGACAAUGGAAAACUACAAGAGGCACUGAACUGUUUCCUGCAAGCUCUUGACAUAAAAAGUGGAGAUCCUGAAAUUAUGCUUAUGACUCUAAACUUGUAUAGACAGCUAGCCCAGAAAUGAAACGUAAACCUUUGAACAGUCUUAUGAAAUAUGUGUACCUCUGUUAAGUAGUUUAACUUUUUUCACAAAAUACUUGUCUGAACUACAGUGAUUGUUUUUUUAACUUAAGACUGAUGGCUGCAAUUUAUAUUUCUUUCAUGUUGUGAAACUUUCAGUCGUGCUUAGUGAGCAAAUCCAGCAACUCCUCCUGUCGUGUAAGAAACAGUCACAUUUUAGGUGCUGGGAAAGGGGUUUCACUGUGGACUCAGUUCACUAAGAUGAAAGUUCACAUUCCUGUUUACUUAAUUAAAAUGCAUAUCUUU